GUUGACCCGGUUAAAUCCGCAACUAAACCGGAGCAUCCACUUUUCACAACCCACUAUUUCACUGCGACGUUUUCAGACGGUAGGAAGAGAUAGAGAGAGAGAUGGCGGAAGAAGAAAACGGCGCGGCGGCGGCCGCCGGUGAGUUUUACCUGAGGUACUACGUAGGCCACAAGGGUAAGUUCGGUCACGAGUUUUUGGAGUUUGAAUUCCGACCAGACGGUAAACUCCGUUACGCUAAUAACUCAAACUACAAGAACGAUACGAUGAUCCGUAAAGAGGUGUUUCUCACUCCUUCUGUACUCAAGGAGUGUCGCCGCAUUGUCUCCGAUUCUGAGAUAAUGAAAGAAGAUGACAACAACUGGCCAGAACCAGACCGUGUGGGAAGGCAAGAACUUGAGAUUGUGAUGGGCAACGAACACAUUUCUUUUACUACUUCAAAAAUUGGGUCGCUCAUGGAUGUGCAGACCAGUAAAGACCCUGAAGGCCUCCGAAUCUUCUAUUACCUUGUUCAGGACUUGAAGUGUUUCGUGUUCUCGCUGAUAUCACUCCACUUCAAGAUCAAGCCGAUUUAAGGAGCACUUAUGUUUAAUGGUACUUGUUGGAUUAUCCGAGUUGAUGUUUUAUGUGGUUUAAGUUUGUAUGGGACAUGGUGGAGCUAACGUUGGUGUUAAAAACAUGUUAAAUCGGCUUUGAUUGGGUUUCAUGUCGUCUUUUAUCAGGUGGUCAUUGAUAUUUGAUUUAAAAUUAAAUUAAAUGUGUGACAAACUGCUGUUAUAUGUAUUUGCCGCCAUUGCUUGCAUUGCAUCACUAAUUCAUUAUAUAUUGGAAAUUUCAUGUUAAA
Helianthus annuus (common sunflower) is the source of this 841-nucleotide messenger RNA. Its product is annotated as protein mago nashi homolog. The record is from RefSeq and is a predicted model, not a curated record. The transcript is spliced from 3 exons. NCBI's taxonomy places the organism in Eukaryota, Viridiplantae, Streptophyta, Magnoliopsida, Asterales, Asteraceae. Gene Ontology annotation, biological process: RNA splicing. The coding region runs from base 102 to 572 and encodes 156 amino acids. Gene Ontology annotation, cellular component: nucleus; exon-exon junction complex.